GGCCGUUUCUGAUUGUAGCUCUUGUCAUCUCCCUUGGCUCUCUCAUUCUUCAGCAGCAAGAACAGAGCAUCUGCAGUUCUUCUUUCUUCACAUCAAAAGGUCCGAUUUUUCCCGAUACAUCGGUAAACCGAAACAAUGAAUCCGAUUCUAACUAACUCUGUCAGCAUGUUUCGGUCUCUCUCGAAACCCACACACCAUCCUCUCCUCCAUAUCCGCCUCCUCUUCCUAUUCGUCCCAACCUAAAAUUUCAAAUCUCAAACUCUCACAAAUCAUGGGACCUUAAUUUUCAUUUUAGGUAAAAUUUAUUUAUUUAUUUUUUCUUCUGUUUUGCAAUGCCGGCUCAGUCGAUGGUUGAUGUUCUGACGGAGGACCUACUUGCCCGGGUCUAUGAGAAACUCGCCUCCGACUUGGAUCGUAAAACAUGGCGACUCGUUUGCAAGGAAUACCACAGAGUCGAUUUGGUGACACGCUCGACUCUUCGAGUGUUACGACUCGAGUUCUUGUUAAGUCUUCUACAGAAGUACGCAAACAUUGAGACCUUGGACCUCUCGGUGUGUCCUCGCAUUGACUGCGGGACUGUGUCGUUGCUAGUGAAUCGCAACGCUGUGGAUCGGGCGGCAUGGACUCAGGGGCUGAGGAAUUUGGUCCUGAGUCGCGCAAACGGAUUGAGAGCUCCGGGUCUGGGGAUGCUGGUGCAGGCUUGUCCGUGCCUGGAGUAUGUUGACGUUUCGUAUUGCUGGGCUUUCGGCGACAGGGAGGCUGCAGUGCUGUCGGGAGCGGCGCGGUUGAAGGUGCUGAAAAUGGACAAGUGCUUAGGAGUUAGUGAUGUUGGGUUGGCAAAGAUAGCUGUGGGGUGUGGUAGAUUGGAGGGGCUGAGCUUGAAGUGGUGCAUGGAGAUAACUGAUUUGGGUCUUGAUCUUUUGUGCAAGAAGUGUCGGACUUUGAAGUCUCUUGAUGUGUCCUAUUUAAAGGUGACGAAUGAAUCACUUUGUUCAAUUGCUUCUCUGCCUAAGUUGGAGGUUUUAACCAUGGUGGGUUGCCCUUUGGUGGAUGACACUGGUCUACAGUAUUUGGAAAAUGGCUGCCCUUUGCUACAAAUGAUUGAUGUAACAAGGUGCGAUUGUGUUAGUUCUUCCGGUUUAAUCUCUGUAAUCAGAGGACAUAAAGGCCUUUUGGAGCUCAGUGCAUGUUACUGCAUAUGGGAGCUCUCCACAACCUUUCUGAGCUGCAUGAAGGAUUUAAAUAAUCUGAACUCAAUUAGAAUUGAUGGAGCUCAAGUUUCGGACUCUACUUUCCAAGUUAUGAGUGCCAACUGUAAGUCUUUGUCUGAAAUUGGAUUGGGCAAGUGCAUAGGCGUGACCGACAGGGGCAUUAUGCAGCUAGUAUCCGAUUGUGUCAAUUUGAAGAUCCUAAAUCUGACAUGCUGCCACUCCCUUACUGACGCUGCAAUUUCUGCUAUAGCAAACUCUUGUAGGAAGCUUGCAUCCCUUAAGUUAGAGUCAUGUGAUAUGAUCACUGAGAAGGGUCUUUUUGAGCUGGGAUCUUAUAGCUUGCUACUUGAGGAGCUCGAUCUCACUGAUUGUCAUGGCGUAAAUGACAUAGGGCUUAAAUAUUUGUCGGGAUGUUCAGAAAUGUUGUGCUUGACAUUAGGACUUUGCACAAAUAUAUCCGACGAAGGACUGUGCCAUAUUGGUUCAAACCACCCAAAGCUUUUGGAAUUGGAUCUAUACCGCUGCACCGGUAUUGGAGAUGAUGGCUUAGCUGUGUUAUCAAAUGGCUGCAAAAAGUUAAAGAAACUCAACUUAUCAUACUGUAAUGGGAUUACUGAUAGAGGAAUGGAAUCAAUUGCCUAUUUUGAGGAGCUUUGUGACAUGGAGAUGCGGGGCCUCAAGAAAGUCACAGAUGUAGGUUUAAAGGCUGUUGCAGCUGGGUGUAAGAGACUAGCAGAUUUGGAUUUGAAACAUUGUGAUAAUAUUGAUGAUUUGGGCUUCUGGGCACUUGCCUACUAUGCACGGAACUUGCGACAGGUAAAUCUGAGUUUUUGUGCUUUGUCAAAUAUGGCAUUAUGCACGGUGAUGGGGAAUUUGACGCGCCUUCAAGACGCAAAGCUAGUGCAGCUCCCCAAUGUUACAGUGGAAGGGUUUGAACUUGCACUUAGGGCAUGCUCCGUCCGGAUCAAAAAGAUCAAGUUACUUGCUUCUCUCAGGUUAUGGCUUUCCUCAGAAACACUUGAAAUCCUACACAGUUCAGGUUGCAAGAUUAGGUGGGAUUAGCAGUGUGUAAUAUCGUCAGAUGCAUGUUUGAAACCAUAAACAAUCGUUUGUCACGGUUAUUGUUUUAACUUUUUACUAUAAUGUAUCUAUGCAUGUUGGCAUAAAGACUAUAUAUAGCAAUGUUUAAUAUUUCUUCUUUUUUUCGAGU
Molecule: messenger RNA, 2421 nt
Organism: Tripterygium wilfordii
Lineage: Eukaryota; Viridiplantae; Streptophyta; Magnoliopsida; Celastrales; Celastraceae
Product: F-box/LRR-repeat protein 3
Exons: 7
Coding region: 333-2273 (646 amino acids)
Biological process (GO): SCF-dependent proteasomal ubiquitin-dependent protein catabolic process
Cellular component (GO): SCF ubiquitin ligase complex
Molecular function (GO): protein binding
Source: RefSeq, a predicted model, not a curated record